AUGGGGCGACGGCACCCCGACAUGAAGAAGCGAGUGGAGAACUGCUACAUCCUCACGUGCAACGUGUCGCUGGAGUACGAGAAGAGGUAUGCCAUUGCCUCCCACCCCAGGGCUGGGUGCACAGGGGCUGGGUGCACAUGGGCUGGUGCACAGGGGCUGGGUGCACUGGGGCUGGGUGCACAGGGGCUGGGUGCACAUGGGCUGGGUGCACAGGGGCUGGGUUGCACUGGGGCUGGGUGCACAGGGGCUGGGUGCACAUGGGCUGGGUGCACAGGGGCUGGGUGCACAUGGGCUGGGUGCACAUGGGCUGGGUGCACCAUGCACAUCUGUCUCCACACGCGCUCCGCCCGCUCCCACAUGUGCUCCCUCCCAGCGAGCGAGGUGAAGUCGGGGUUCUUCCAUCAUGAUGCGGAGCAGCGCCACAGGAUGGUGGUGCCGGGGAGGGUAGCUCACAUUGGGCACAUCGAGGUGAACUCGGGGUUCUUCCACCACGAUGCGGAGCAGCGUGAGAAGAUGGAGGUGAACUCGGGGUUCUUCUACCAUGAUGCGGAGCAGCGCGAGAAGAUGGUGGUGGCGGAGAGGAAGUUCGUGGACGAGCGCGUGAGGAAGAUCAUCGCGCUCAAACGCAAGUAUGAGGAGAUGGUGGUGGGGGAGAGGAGGUUUAUGGAGCGCGUGCGGAAGAUCAUCGAGCUCAAGCGCAAGGUGGGUGGCUCAUGGGGUGAAUGCGUGAUUCUUUUUCUGAAGAGGAAGGUGGGUGGGGAAGAGGAGGAGAGUGAAGGAGCACCACAUGCAGGCUGCCUUGCCUCGAUCUUGUGUCACCCCAGGAGAGGCUCCGAUGCCCUGCCUCCUGUGUGCGGCGAGGGCGAGGGCGAGAAGGGCUUCGUGGUGGUGAACCAAAAGGGCAUCGACCCCAUCUCCCUCGACAUGCUCGCCCGAGAAGGGAUUGUAGCCCUGCGCCGAGCCAAGAAGCGCAACAUGGAGCGCCUGGUGCUGGCAUGUGGGGGCGAGGCGGUGAACAGUGUGGAGGAGCUGCAGGAGAGCGACCUGGGGUGGGCGGGGGUGGUGUAUGAGCACGUGCUGGGCGAGGAGAAGUACACCUUCGUUGAGCAAGUCAAGCACCCGCACUCGUGCACCAUUCUCAUCAAAGGGCCCAACGACCACACGAUAGCGCAGAUCAAGGAUGCGGUCAGGGACGGGCUCAGGUCCGUCAAGAACACCAUUGAGGAUGGCGCCGUCGUGCUGGUGGGUGUUGGGGGGUGCCGCUGGGUGCUGGUGUUUGCUGGUGGUCGCUGGGGGUGCUGGAGGGCGCUGGCGGGUGCUGGAGGCUUCUGGGUGCCGCUGGGCCCUGGAAGGUGCUGGAGGGUGCUGGAGGGUGCUGGAGGGUGCUGGAGGGUGCUGCCAUGGGCCGCGCUUCUUCAUGCGUCGUGCCUCGUGCUGCUCGUGGUGGGAUCAUGGUGGGAUCGUGGUGGGAUCGUGGUGGGAUCGUGCCUCGUGCUGCUCGUGGGCGGAGGGGCGUUUGAGCUGGCAGCGCGGAGGCACUUGUUGGAGACCGUCAAGCCCGCCGUGCAGGGGAGGGCGCAGCUGGGAGUGGAGGCAUUCGCAGAGGCGCUGAUGGUGGUGCCCAAGGUGCUGGCGGAGAACUCCGGGCUGGACACACAGGACGUCAUCAUUCAGCUGCAGUCGGAGCAUGCCAAGGGCAACGUGGUGGGGCUGAAUGUCACCACGGGGGAGCCCAUGGACCCGCAUGUCGAAGGCGUGUUCGACAACUACAGCGUCAAGCAGCAACUCAUCAACUCUGCGUAUGGCUUCCCGCCUCACAUCCGUCAUAAUAAUAUCACAUAUCACGCCUUCGCAUUGUGGCAUGUUCUGCAUUGUUCUGUGAUGUGA
Molecule: messenger RNA, 1887 nt
Organism: Closterium sp. NIES-65
Lineage: Eukaryota; Viridiplantae; Streptophyta; Zygnematophyceae; Desmidiales; Closteriaceae
Source: the annotation of a GenBank genome assembly